AUGGCGGAAGCAUAUAUCGAGAACGACACUCAGGACAUUGAGCCUUCUGUUCGUAACGUUAUUGAUCAGUCGUCGCUUAGAUGGGUAUUUGUAGGUGGCAAGGGAGGAGUGGGAAAGACAACGUGCAGUAGCAGCAUUGCUGCACUGUUGUCACGUGUGAGAGAAAGGGUUCUUAUCAUUUCCACUGAUCCUGCUCAUAACAUUUCUGACUCGUUUCAACAGAAGUUUACUAGUACUCCAACUAAAGUCAAUGGAUUUGACAAUCUCUUUGCUAUGGAAAUUGACUCUAAAAUUGCAGACGCAACUGAAAUGAUGGAUGAUCUGGCAGAACCUGAUGUAAAGACAGUAAGCAAGAUGGUUCUGCAAGAAGUAAUUGGUGCUUUCCCUGGUAUUGAUGAAGCAAUGAGCUUUGCCGAAGUUCUCAAACUAGUAAAGGGCAUGAACUUUUCAGUGGUUGUGUUUGACACUGCACCUACGGGUCACACACUUCGGUUGUUGUCAUUUCCUUCUCUUCUGGAAAAGGGUCUUGGGAAGUUGAUGAAACUUAAAUCGAAAUUUACUGGAAUGUUGAGUCAGUUGGGAGGUAUGUUUGGUAUGUCAGGCACAUCAAGUGAUGAUUUAGUCCAGAAGUUUGAAGAACUACUACCAGCAGUGAAACAAGUCAAUGAACAAUUUAGGGAUGCUGAUCAAACAACAUUUGUGUGUGUUUGUAUUGCUGAAUUCUUAUCUUUGUAUGAAACUGAACGACUGAUACAGGAUCUUGCCAAAUACUCUAUUGACACUCACAAUAUUAUAGUCAACCAGCUUGUGUUUCCUCUAGAAUCACGCGAAGGUUAUGGAGGUUGCUCAACGUGUGCUUCUCGCAGGAGACUACAAGCUAAGUACCUUGACCAGAUAUGCGAUUUGUAUGAGGACUUUCACAUAACCAAGUUGCCAUUGCUGCCACAUGAAGUCCGAGGACGUGAUCACGUGGUCAAAUUUUCAGAAUUUCUUGCUAAACCAUUAUCACCAACACAACCAGCUAUGCCUUUAGAUGCUGCUUUGUAGCACAGAUAAGCGUAGUAUUGUUUACUGCAGCCGUCCUCCAUCAAUUGGGAUAACUGUUCCUGUUAGAUAAGAUGCAUCAUCACUGAAUAAAAAUGCUACAACCGA
Corticium candelabrum is the source of this 1152-nucleotide messenger RNA. RefSeq names its product ATPase ASNA1 homolog. Bases 1 to 1047 code for a protein of 348 amino acids. Gene Ontology annotation, biological process: post-translational protein targeting to endoplasmic reticulum membrane. Gene Ontology annotation, molecular function: ATP hydrolysis activity; ATP binding. Gene Ontology annotation, cellular component: GET complex. The transcript is spliced from 9 exons. Lineage: Eukaryota; Metazoa; Porifera; Homoscleromorpha; Homosclerophorida; Plakinidae. The record is from RefSeq and is a predicted model, not a curated record.